AUGGGUAAUGACGGUGGAAGUAUCCCGACACGCCGCGAGUUGGUCCGCGAAGCGGCCCGCGCUCCGACUACUGCGCAGAUUAAGGAAGCCCAGCGCGAGCAGCAGGAGCACGCCUGGACAACCUGUCCGCUUUCACACAAGGCCCUAGCACGUCCAGUUGUCUCCGAUAGUGUGGGGAAUCUAUACAACAAAGAUGCCGUGCUCCAAUUCCUUAUUCCCGGCGACGAUGCUGAAGGCAUCAGCUCCAAGUCGGACUGCGAGGAAGUCCUCUGCGGACGAGUCAAGUCUCUUCGCGAUGUGGUCGAGUUGCACUUCGAGAUUGACACGGAACUCAGCGAACACCCCUCAGACCGUGCGAAUUCCCACCGCCACAAACGCCGUGAAGGCUGGAUCUGUCCCAUUACUGCGAAGCCCUUGGGCCCCAGCGUGAAAUCUGUAUACCUUGUGCCAUGCGGGCAUGUAUUCGCCGAGGAGGCAAUUCGCCAGCUCAAGGGAGACAAAUGCCUGCAGUGUAACGAGUCUUAUACUGAAGAUAACAUCAUCAACAUCCUUCCCACCAAGGAAACUGAUAAGGAGCGUCUCAUUACACGUGGUGCCAAGCUGGCUGAGCAAAACCUGACGCACUCCCUCAAGAAGGCCCCCGGCUCGAAGAAGCGCAAGAAGCACGCCGCCGAGACCUCGACAGAUGUUCCCAGUGGUACUGCGGGGACUACAGGCUCUGCGCCAGCCAAAACUGCCGAAGCAUCCAAUAGCCGAAGCAACACAUCUACGCCUACUCCCAGCGCCUCUAACAACGGGAUUAAGAACGCCGCUACGGCCUCGCUGACGGCCCGUGUGCUCAACGAAGAAAAUGAGAAGAAGAAGCGGCGGAAGAUGAUGGGAAUGAAUGACAACUUGGAUAGUCUAUUUACGAAAGACAAGAAGGACAGCGCUAAGACUGGUGACUUUAUGACUCGCGGGUUCACUAUUCCCGCCUCGGCGCGGAGAUAG
Penicillium macrosclerotiorum is the source of this 990-nucleotide messenger RNA. Its product is annotated as replication termination factor 2. Gene Ontology annotation, cellular component: nucleus. The record is from RefSeq and is a predicted model, not a curated record. Lineage: Eukaryota; Fungi; Ascomycota; Eurotiomycetes; Eurotiales; Aspergillaceae. The transcript is spliced from 3 exons. Bases 1 to 990 code for a protein of 329 amino acids. Gene Ontology annotation, biological process: site-specific DNA replication termination at RTS1 barrier; mitotic DNA replication termination.